AUGAAGGCUGAAGGCGACGCAGGGACCAGCGGUGGCGCAGGCGGUGGCGCGUGCUGCGUGAACCGGCUGCUGCGCGCGGUGGAGAGCGAGCUGCGCGCGGGCCGCGAGAAGGGGGACCCCACGGAGAAGCAGCUGCGCGUGAGCCUGGAGGACGCCGAGCUGUGGCGGAAAUUCCGUGAAGUCACCAACGAGAUGAUCGUCACAAAGAACGGCAGGAGGAUGUUCCCAGUACUGAAGGUGAGCGUGUCUGGUCUGGAUCCCAACGCCAUGUACUCCUUUCUCCUGGACUUCAGCCCGGCUGACGGCCACCGCUGGAAGUACGUAAACGGCGAGUGGGUGCCCGCUGGCAAACCUGAACCCCACAGUCACAGCUGUGUGUACAUCCACCCUGACUCUCCAAACUUUGGUGCCCACUGGAUGAAAGCUCCGGUGUCCUUCAGUAAAGUCAAGCUGACCAACAAACUCAACGGUGGUGGACAGAUCAUGCUGAACUCCCUCCAUAAGUACAAGCCACAGAUCCACAUUGUCCGUGUGGGAGGAAGCCACAGGAUGGUGACCAACAUCUCCUUCACUGACACCCAGUUCAUCGCUGUAACAGCCUACCAGAAUGAGGAAAUUACCGCUCUGAAGAUCAAAUAUAACCCCUUCGCCAAGGCCUUCCUGGAUGCUAAGGAGAGGAACCAUCCCAAGAACUUUCUAGACCCCCCUCCUGAGAACCAACACGUCGGAAUACCGCACUGUGGUUGGUAUAUUUCGAACCCGGACUCGUUUUGUUCCUCUGGCAGCAGCAAUUUCCCCUACACGGGUGGGUUGCCUUUGACCCCGCACCAUGGCUACAAACACUACUCCACUCUGCACGGGCAUAGAGGCACGCCGUACCCACCUCCAUAUCUCCACCACCAUCACCAUCACCACCACCGCGGACCUAAUUCAGUCUCUCUGUCUGAGGGUCUGAGUCCAGGAGCUCUGCAGGUGUUCUCAGGCCACGAGACCUGGACAGGUGUUUCUCCUCCUGGUCCUGCAACGAUGCUGUCAGUGCCGUCUGGUACAAGCUCACCUGGAGUCAGCAGUCAGUACCCCUGCCUGUGGACUGUCAGUGGCUGUGGUAUGUCCUCCACUCCUCCAGGAGGUGCUGUGAGCUCCACCCAGUGUCAGGAGGACCGCCCUGAUGGGGCCUCCGCCUCUGCUUCACCAUGCUCGCUCCUGCAAGGCCAGGGACCCGCGAGUGCAGAGGUCGUUUCGGAACAAGCUAAUCAUAACAGGGUGGGAGGGGCUAGCUGGUCGGGAGGCUCCACCCAUUCCUUUUAA
Molecule: messenger RNA, 1308 nt
Organism: Clarias gariepinus (North African catfish)
Lineage: Eukaryota; Metazoa; Chordata; Actinopteri; Siluriformes; Clariidae
Gene: tbx19
Product: T-box transcription factor 19
Exons: 8
Coding region: 1-1308 (435 amino acids)
Biological process (GO): heart morphogenesis; positive regulation of DNA-templated transcription; regulation of transcription by RNA polymerase II
Cellular component (GO): nucleus
Molecular function (GO): RNA polymerase II cis-regulatory region sequence-specific DNA binding; DNA-binding transcription factor activity, RNA polymerase II-specific
Source: RefSeq, a predicted model, not a curated record